AUGGCUGCAGCCGGAGCCGCCCCUGUGGUGACCGGGCAGCAGCAGCAGCAGCAGCAGGUAGAGGCGGCGCUGUUCGCGUCGAAGCACGCGGAGCUUCUGUCGGAGGCCCGGGCCGUGGCGCGCGAGCACGGCGUCACCGUGCGCACGGUCGCGUUCCGCCCCGACGGCACCGCGGUGGUGCACGAGCUCAUCGGCGUCGCCCGGGAGGAGCGGCUGCGGGGCAUGAUCGGCCGCGCGGUGGCGAGGGACGUGUCCGCGAUGUGCCCGCGCGAGUUGGCCGCGCACCAGCGGCGGCUCCACGCGCUCAGGGCCGUCGUGCUCCGCGAGCUGCAGGCGAAAAAGGAGACGGCAGUGGCGGCUAAGGACGACGCGGGGGCCAAGACCAAGACCAAGACGGCGCUGGAGCAGCGGGAGACGGACGGCGCCAGCGCCGGCGCCGCCGGUAACGCCGCCGAGAGCAACAAGAGCAGGAGGACGGACUACUAG
Molecule: messenger RNA, 486 nt
Organism: Miscanthus lutarioriparius
Lineage: Eukaryota; Viridiplantae; Streptophyta; Magnoliopsida; Poales; Poaceae
Source: the annotation of a GenBank genome assembly